Messenger RNA from Oncorhynchus tshawytscha (Chinook salmon), 2263 nucleotides. RefSeq names its product probable Bax inhibitor 1. The record is from RefSeq and is a predicted model, not a curated record. Gene Ontology annotation, molecular function: enzyme binding. Gene Ontology annotation, cellular component: mitochondrial membrane. NCBI's taxonomy places the organism in Eukaryota, Metazoa, Chordata, Actinopteri, Salmoniformes, Salmonidae. Bases 1359 to 2072 code for a protein of 237 amino acids. Gene Ontology annotation, biological process: negative regulation of apoptotic signaling pathway; cellular response to unfolded protein; negative regulation of RNA splicing. The transcript is spliced from 10 exons.
AGGUGUGAUGAAGAGCUCGGAGCCCGAGCAUGAUAAAGAAGUAUCGGGUCCAGUAGGAAGGAUUUUUUUUAGAUAGUGGAUCCUUGCCUUUUGGCGUAUCCAUUUUUGGUGGGAAAUUAGUUGGGUGCAGUUGAAUCAGUGAAGGCAACCUGUAGUAGACUUGUGAUAUUUGUUUGUGUUUCUUCUGACCAGAGGGAGUGGGCUCUCCGUGUCACGCAACUUGGGUCAAUAUAUGUUAUCUCGCUUUGCUCUUAGGAACAUGGCACCAUUGAAAUGAGUGUUUUCGGGGGUAGCGUUAAGUGUGGAGGUGGAGCAAUUGAAAUCGAAGAUUUCCUGGUGUUUGUGACGACCGCCGUAUUUGGUGCGACACAGUUCCGGUGGUGAAACAGGAGUCGCUGUCAGUCCUUUUGAGUUUUGAGUCUUUACUCGACAAAGUCAUUUUAGGAUAUCAGUUAUCCUGUUAGGGCUUUUGUGUUAAAUCCACUGCGCUGUUUCAGGUGCACCAUUUAUAGUCGUCACAGCAGUAUGUAGGAGGACAUUUUCAGGAUGUGGGAAGUGUGCAGAAGUACACGGGACAGAGGAUUGUGUAGUUUCGUUGGAUGUGUCAACUGUAGGGGUGGGGAAGUGUCUGUCCGGUGCGAGAGAGACAGGUGGAGGUGGCCAGAGUCAAGAGUAGUGCAGGUGCGGUAUGCUGAGGCAGUGAAGAAAGUAGAAGAGGAUGGUUCAAGGGUCCCGAGAGGAUGCCUGUGAUUAGUGGAUCUGUGCCAGCACAGAGGGAUAGGUCAACGAGUGAUAUAUGCUUCAGUAAGGUUGGCUUUUUAGCUAUGGUUAUCAACUGUACCGCAUAAAUUGAAUGUAAAUCAGAGAAAAUAGAUGUUGUGGUGCAGAGAAGCAUUUGGGUAUACGAUAUUUGACUUCAGAAGUAUUACAGGGUGUGUUGAGUUGUGAUGUCCUGUCCUCCCAGGCCGGUAUCAUGGUCAAAGUAGUGGAAUGGGGUAGUGUUUUUAAAAAAAAAAACAGUGUAGCGUUAGUAGUAGGAACCAUGAGCUAUGUACCAUGGCAAUCAGGGGACAAAUAACAACAACGGAUUAGCGACGUUUUCGUCUUUUGUAUGAUGUUGAUGAUUAUUAUAUUGUUAUUUUAGUUUUUUUAUUCGGUUCAUUACCAGUACAGUUGGUGGCGGCGUGCACUAUUGAAGAAUUGUUGCUACGUGAUGAUGUCGCUACGUUGAGACUCUCAAAUCGAUUGACACGUAGCUACAAUUAGUAAACAAGGAAGAAAAUUAAAAUUAGAGACAAAUAAAAUACAAGAAAUAAAGCUAUCUAGAUCUGUCUCAGAUCUCAGAAUCCUGCCUCAAUAUGAACAUAUUUCACCACAGCAUCAGAUUUCAUGCUCUCUUCAAGUUCUCCCAAAUUUCCCACUCUACCCAGUUACACCUGAAGAAUGUCUACUCCUGCUUGGCAGUGUGCAUGUUCGUGGCUGCAGCAGGCUCCUAUGUCCAUGUUGUCACACGGCUCUUUCAGGGUGGUUUGCUGUCACUUCUGUGUUCCCUGGGCAUGAUGGUUUGGUUGUCCAUGACGCCACACAACUCGGAGACAGAGAAGAAUAGACUGGCUAUCCUUGCAGGGUUUGCUUUCUUCACAGGUGUUGGUCUUGGACCGGCAAUGGAUUUUGUCAUUACCAUUAACCCAAGCGUCAUUGUGACAGCCUUCCUCGGAACCUCCAUCAUCUUCAUCUGCUUCACUCUCAGUGCUCUGUAUGCCAAGCGUAGGAGCUACCUCUACCUGGGAGGGACUCUGAUGUCUGGAUUGUCCAUCUUGUUCCUUGUGUCUGUGUUGAACAUGUGCUUUGGAUCAGCAAUACUCUUCAAGGCUCACAUGUACAUGGGGCUGGUCAUUAUGUGUGGCUUUGUUCUGUUCGACACUCAGCUCAUCAUUGAGAAAGCCGAGAACGGAGACAAGGACUACGUCUGGCAUUGCGUGGACCUGUUCCUCGACUUUGUGACCAUUUUCAGAAAACUCAUGAUUCUUCUUGCCAUGAAUGAGAAGGACAAGAAUAAAGAAAAGAAGUAGAUGGAAGAAAUCCAAUUGAAGUUUCAAAUAAAUUAUCUGUGAGAAGGAACAGAACCAGCAACAAAGCCUCUGGUCUGCAAUGCUGUUGGUGCUUUUACUAUUUGUCGUUCUUUGUUAACUUAUGGUAUAUUGUUUAUUUUCUUUUGUUUUGAGCUUGCAAAAGAAGGUUACGAUAAAAGGCUGUAUUUUAA